This is a messenger RNA of Rubroshorea leprosula, 593 nucleotides long. NCBI's taxonomy places the organism in Eukaryota, Viridiplantae, Streptophyta, Magnoliopsida, Malvales, Dipterocarpaceae. The record is from the annotation of a GenBank genome assembly.
AAUAACAUGGCCAUUUGUCCCGAGGAGAAAAGCUUAUCUCUUUCUACUCAGGGCUGCCUCAGUUAUAUAACAUCGACAUUGUUUCUCCUACAUCCUUCUUUCAACAGCGGGAACAACAAAACCCACCUCGAAAAAUUUCAUCUUUCACUUCAAAUCCUGAGGAAUUUGUGCUAGAAAGAUGGUGAUAUUAAUGGGUCUAAGCCUGCAGUGCAUAAUGGAUUUGGUGGUGGCCGGGGCUUCUCUGAUGAUCGGUCUGGGGAUUUUCGCUUCCAUUGCUUCCAUUCUUUGCUCUGCUGCUUUCUGGCACAACGCCAAGUAUGUCUCCUAGUCUGCACCUACAUGUGAACAGUGGCAAAAGGAGUUAAGAAGUAACAAGUUCAAAAAUGCAGUUUGUUAGUUUUCUACGCUAUAAAACAGUGAAUUUGAGCAUGUGUAACACUGGAUUAAUAAAGUUGGUGUGCUGACAUAUCUGAGUUGAGAAUGUGGUAAUACUAAUUCAUCCAGAAUUCAGUAAUUUCUGUAAUAAAUUGCACUGUACUUAUUAUCAAACGCAAAUUUCUUGUAACAUAUUUCAAUAAAGCUGGUAUCUGCAA